Vicia villosa (hairy vetch) is the source of this 633-nucleotide messenger RNA. Its product is annotated as FBD-associated F-box protein At5g38590-like. Lineage: Eukaryota; Viridiplantae; Streptophyta; Magnoliopsida; Fabales; Fabaceae. The record is from RefSeq and is a predicted model, not a curated record. Bases 1 to 633 code for a protein of 210 amino acids. The transcript has a single exon.
AUGGUAAGUGUAACCAUUAAUGAAAGAAGUGAGCAUCAACCAAUCAAAAGCUUUCGCCUAAGAUGUCAUGAAUCUCACGAUAAUUCCAUGUUUGAAUACCUUGUUUCGACAUUGUUAACCGCUGCAACAGAACGUGGAGUGAAGCACCUAGACAUUCACAUGUAUGAUACUCUGAAGUCGAGUGUCAAUUCUUGCGUUUUCUGUUCUAUUAAUCUUGUUGUUCUAAAGCUGAAAGGUGUAAGUGUGAAUCAUUUUAUACCAGCUAACCUUCCCUCACUUAGAACUCUACACUUGAAUAGAGUUCAAUUUAUUGAUGAUGGUCAAAUUGUGGAAAUUCUGAAUGCUUGUCCAGUUCUUGAAGAUUUGGAAAUGAAAGAUAUAUCAAUCACAUUUUGGUCAGAUGAGUCAGAUGAAGAUGUUAAAAAAUUAACUAAUUUGAUAAGGGCGGAUCUUACUAAUGUCUCUCGUUAUGGUGUUUAUCUGGAUGUGUUGUCUAAUGUUGAGUUUCUUCGGUUGGAGAGCAUGAGAAUAUGCAGUUCAUCUUCCUUGAAUAACCAGGAAAGGAUGGAAAUGAUGAAAGAAUUAUUGGCAUUGCCAAGGAUCUCUGUUACUUGUGGGAUUUAUUUUGAAUGA